AGAACCUCCAACUUUGUCGAGCCUUCGAAACCGGAGCCGUAGCGAAUUGAUGACUUUGUUUACGGAAUAAUGAGCUUUGAAAGAGACGUGACGUCGCGGCAGCUUUUGCGACACAAAAUUAGAGUCAAGCCGUACGCAGUACAAAUCGAUGGAGCGCGGGGGGAGGUGGAGGCGGAAGGAGUGAUUGGAGUAAAUGGUGUAGGCCUUCCAGAGCUCGCUGCUUUCCCCCCUCGCUCGAUCCUUCCUCGUUCUGCGGACAUAUGCUGAUUGACAGCGGAAUGUUCCCUUCGCAGCCUGUGCACGUAACCAUUGCGCAGCUCGACAUGAACCAUGUGACCCGACCGGGUUGCCUACAUUGAUCGCCCAGAUGGUGGAAGGAAGAGGAGGCUGGAGGAUUUUUCCGGGUUGCCGUUGUUGAUGUGCGGCCGAGGAGAUCAAUGCUGCUCUGGGCUGAGCUUGUAUGAAAUGCGGGUAAAUGCGGGGCGUCCGAUGGAUCGGAGGUCUGUUUAUGGCUGGUGAAUUUCCUCGAUUCCAUCAGUCGCGUUGAGAAGAUAUUUGGCGCUGGAACUUGGCGCGUCUGCUAUGAAACCUGAUCUGCAUGUGAUGCUGCUGUUGUGCGAGUGUGGAAGUGGAGGGGGGAUCAACAGACAUGUGCAGGAGGGGGAAUCAACAGACAUGUGCAGAAGCAACACGGGGCCAGGAGAUACAUCUAAACUUUACGAGGCUGAAGUUUGAAGCUCCGCAUCUAGCCGCUGCGCAUUAUUUGAAGUGCGCUCACGGAAAGGCGUAUUGAAGAAAUAAGUCGCGUCCAUCUACGAGCUGGCAAGGCAAAUUGGAGGCUGGCGUAUGUUGUGCCACUGUGAAUAAAGUGAAGAAUCGAGCGAAAUUGAUGCCGUUCAGGAAUAGUUUUUUUUGGAAGACGUAUAUUUGCAACUCCAAAGAUGGGAGAACUCUCUUUGCGAAAGUUGUUGAAAGAUCGGUGGCUGGGACUGUGUUUAGGCCUGUGGAUGCAAGCCUGCGGAGGCAUAUCGUAUGUAUUUUCCCUGUAUUCAGCCGACUUGAAGCGUACAAUGAGUUACAAUCAAGAGAUGAUUGACGGUUUGGGCACAGCCAAGGAUAUUGGUGGCAAUGUCGGAAUUAUAUCUGGUCUGCUGAUCGAUGUAACGUCCGCUUGGUUCGUGCUUCUUGUCGGUGGAUGUCUGCACUUUCUGUUUUACACGCUGCUAUACCUGUCUGCUACAGGUCAAAUCUCACCGUCACAUUGGCAGAUGUGUAUCAUUAUUAUGCUAGGUACCAAUGGAGCGACGUGGUUCAACACAGCCGUGCUCGUGACAUGUAUGCGAAAUUUUCCUUCAGACAGAGGGGUUGUCGUGGGUCUUCUGAAAGGUUUUAUCGGACUUAGUGGUGCUAUAUUCACCCAGGUCUACACUGCAGUGUAUGCACCAAAUACUGGUCCAUUCCUGUUAUUCUGUGCAAGUGUACCGCCUCUUGUAGCUUUCGUGUCAAUGCUCAUCAUACAACCAGUUGAGACACCUAAGCAGAAGGAUGAAUCUGACAAGCUGAAGUUCAAAAUUCUCUAUGUUGUAGGUUUGGUUCUAGCCUUUUACCUCAUGGCAGUAAUUCUUAUCCAGGAUUUCCUUGUUGUGAGCAAAGGUGUAAGUGGAUUCUUUAUGGCCGUGAUGCUUGUCAUCCUACUGCUUCCUGGAAUUAUACCUUGGCGUUGGGGACGAGGGCAACAACCGAGAGGAUAUCAUAAGCUGGCGGUAGAUGUACCAAUGUCAUACUCUCCUUCAACAGUGCAUACUCCUACAAAGCACCAUCAUCUAGAGCCACUGCUUGUGUCGAAGACCGCAACUGCUAUUGACGUUGCUAAUAAGAUUCACGACGUUCAAAAUGGAGGAAUCAAGGCCGGCCUUCCUGAAACUCCUUCGAAGUUGAAAACUAGGCUUGGUCAGGAUCAUACACUAUUACAGGCUGUCAAUACCCAAGACUACUGGUUACUGUUUUUUGCCAUGGGUUGUGGCACAGGCAGUGGUCUUACAGCUAUUAACAACUUAGCUCAGAUGGCGGAAUCCUUAGGAUCAAGGAGCAUAGGAGCCUUUGUGGCACUCGUCAGUGUCUGGAAUUUCUUAGGACGUAUGGGCUCCGGGUACCUUUCAGAGCACUAUAUGAACAGACAUGCUACACCUAGACCUCUUUUUCUUCUGGUGGUGCAGCUUGUUAUGGCGUCUGCUCAUCUACUAUUCGCCUCGUCUGUUCCUACAUUGCUCUAUCUCGCAUCUGUGCUGGUUGGACUAGCACAUGGAGCUCACUGGACACUGAUGGUUGCAACGUCAUCUGAGUUAUUUGGGCUGCAACAUUUUGGAGCUCUCUACAACACCCUGAGUAUUUCAUCCACAAUUGGAUCGUAUAUUCUCUCGGUCAAGCUGGCUGGCUACUUGUACGACCGUCAGGUCGCAGCAGCUGAAGCCUUGGCACUUGCGGCCGGACAGGGAGCAAGUAGCUCUCAUAAAUGUGCAGGACCAGAGUGUUUCCGGUCCACCUUCUUGGUCAUGGCCUGCGUUUGUGGCGUAGGUUGCAUAGCAUUGCUGCGACUAGUCGGCCGGACUAAGAAAGUCUACCGAGACAUGUACAAGCAGCAACAGGCCAAGGAUGCUCUGAAAGAGAACGAAGAAAGGCUGGAUGCCACAUCGCCGUUACUGCCCAAAGACUCUAUCAACGGCGAAGCCAUACGUACCGAUAGCCCCAUAUACAAAGCUAGCACGCUUUCCGAUGCGCAUUUACGACACCAUGCACCAGUAAGGACAGAUUGAAGCACGGGGGUGGUUAUCAGCUGAAAAGUCAAGAUUUUUUUCAUUCUUCUUUUGUCUGUUGUCAACGGACUAAUGCAGUACUGUCAUUCAGCUGAUCUUGUUGGUGACGCUUUGUGAAUAUUACCCACAUUUAUCAGAUGCUCUGCAGUAUGCAAUUCUUAUUGAGGCUCUGUUUGGAAACGAAGGGUGUACCGAAAGCUAACAUACUCAAGAGGCCCUUCUAACAGUUUUAGCUAUAAUGUAAGAUUUAUGUUGUAGUACGAAAACAGUUAUUAGAGCUUGUGCUCGUUUUUACUUGGAUGGCUGCGUUUUGUAAUCUGACUUGGGCAAUAAACGUGGCAUACGCUUCAUUCAUAUCUCGAAUAAAUUCCUUGUUCUUUGUGUCCGUCUUUGUUCAAGGAACCCAUCAUGACUUUUGCGAUCUACUUUACAGCUGUACGUAAUCUUUACGUAUUAUACGGCUUGAUGUAGGCGACUUGAUAGUUGUCAUUAAGACUGAUCAAAGACAUGAGGUUUUGAGGGCAUUUCACUUCUUCUUCAGUGGGCUCUACUCCAGGCCAAGGAGCUCUACUCCAAGCCCCUUGGUUGUAUAGCAUUUAUCACAUCUGUAGUUACGAAAGCAUGAAGGUCAUGACCUAUAUACACUCACCUGAGGAAUAUUGCCUACAAUUAUAACCU
This is a messenger RNA of Marchantia polymorpha subsp. ruderalis, 3491 nucleotides long. NCBI's taxonomy places the organism in Eukaryota, Viridiplantae, Streptophyta, Marchantiopsida, Marchantiales, Marchantiaceae. The record is from the annotation of a GenBank genome assembly.